Molecule: messenger RNA, 1981 nt
Organism: Westerdykella ornata
Lineage: Eukaryota; Fungi; Ascomycota; Dothideomycetes; Pleosporales; Sporormiaceae
Exons: 2
Coding region: 88-1818 (576 amino acids)
Cellular component (GO): nucleus
Molecular function (GO): transcription coregulator activity; RNA polymerase binding
Source: RefSeq, a predicted model, not a curated record
CAUAGAUUGGAGCCGCAACACCACUCCGACAUCACCACUUCUUUUCUUGCCCUACAGCUCCAAUUACAGCUAAUCAUUGCUUGCAGAAUGGCGGACCUCCCAGCACGGCCUCCUGCAGGUCUACCGCCUCUACCUCCAGGCUGGUCGGAGCACAAGGCACCAACAGGCCAUACAUACUACUACAACCGCGACACCGGAAAAUCCACCUACACCCGCCCCGUCGUCCCCAUUCAAACCCUCCACCGACCCGUCUUCGCCCCCGCUCCCGCUCCCGCAACGUCCUCAUUCCCCAACGUCUUCCCCACUCAGGACACCUUCAACGCACACCAUCCCGCCUUCAACUUUGGCGCCCCUUACCAUGGGGGAGACCACCGAGGCGGUCACCGAGAUGGUCACAGAGGCGCACACCGUGGAGGUCCGCAUCAUCACCAACCCAAGGACCGCCCGAAGCACCGCACCGACAUUCCCAAUUGCGCACCAUGGGUGCUCGUGCGGACGAAGCUGGGAAGACGCUUCGUCUGGAACAAGGACACCAACGAGUCGUUUUGGAAAUUCCCGCCGGACGUCAUGAAAGCUGUUAUCGAAAUGGACCGUAGAGGACGGGAGAAGAAGGAGCGCCGCGAGCGAGGGGAACCGAGCAGUGAUGAAGGGGAAGGCGAGCGUGAAGAUGUGCUGGCGGAGGUGGAGGCGGAGCUUGCGGUGAAGGAAGAUGAGAUAAGAGGGCAAAUCGUUGAAGUCGAAGGGGAGGAGGGCAUGGAAGGGGACAGCGAGUAUGAGGAAGUGGAAGUUACGGACGAUGAAGGGGAAGAGGGAGGCCCUUCAAAGCGCCAACGCACGGAAGAACCGUCCGCCCAACCCGAAGGCUCGCCCCAACCCAUGGAACUAGGGGAAGACGACCUAUCCUGGCAACUCGCGCAAAUGGAGGCUCUCGAAAACGGACAUGCGUACUACGAAGGAGGAGAAGGGGAAGAGGAAGAAGAAGGUCUUCCCCUAACAGAAGAAGACUGCCAAGCCCUCUUCCGUGAACUCCUCGACGACAUGCACAUGUCUCCUUACACGCCGUGGGAAAAGGUGCUGGAAAAUACGGCCCUGUACGACGACGACAGGUACAAAGCUUUGCCCAACAUGCGCGCACGUAAAGAGUGCUUCGACGCUUGGAGCCGUGACCGCAUCGCCGAGAUAAAAGCGCAGAGGGCACAACAGGCAAAACGCGAUCCGAAAAUACCCUAUCUAGACUUCCUGCACAGGUACGCUACGAGCGGCAAACUCUACUGGCAAGAAUUCCAAAGGAAAUAUCGAAAAGAACCCGAAAUGAAGGAUUACAAACUUCCGGAUAAGGAAAAGGAGAAACUGUACAGAGAACAUGUGAAGCGGUUAGCCAUGAGGCUCGCGGAUCGGGAAGCGGAUUUGAAAGCAUUGCUCCAGGCACAACCGUUAGGGAAGCUGAAUAAUCGCACGACGCUGGAUACGCUGCCGGACGCGGUAAGGGCUGAUUUGCGGUUUAUCUCUCUGCCGGGGCCGGCGAGGGAUUCGUUGGUGGAGCGGUUCAUUUCUACGCUUCCGCCACCGCCGGAGGAUGCUCAGCAAGCUGGUUUGUCGGAAGAGCAGCAGGCCGAGUUGGCGAAGAAAAAAGCGGAGCGAGAAAGGAGAGAGCGGGCGCUUCGGGAACGGGAAGAUCGAGUUAGGGAGGAGAGGAGAAGAUUAGAGAGGGAAGCCGCUUUUGGGAGGGAGGCGCUCAGGGAAGGUGAGGAAGAGAUUCAGAGGGCGAUGAGGUUGGGGAAGGAAGGGUUGCGAGGAAGAUUGGAAGGGGAGGAGUAGGGCCUAGAGAUUCACGAAUAUGUAUUCUAUGUCAUGUAUCUAUGUCCGUUUGGCCGAUAUUAAGAUAUAUCUCCUCCUAUGCGGAUACCAAUAGCACUGAGAACACUUCACUCUGGCAACGCAAGGCUAGACCGCCUCUGCCAGAUCUAUGCUUUCUGCCCAC